AUGGAAAAGGUCAAGAAAGCCCUCAACGCCGGCUCCGAGGCCGUCGGCGUCGGCGUCGGCGUCAAGCCAACUGAGCCUUCGGCAGAGGCCUAUGCUGAGCUCAAGGCCAAGUACACCGAAGCUGGCCAGGACCACGUCUUCACUUUCUACGACUCUCUGAGCACCCAAGACAAGGCUGCCUUGUACGACCAGCUGUCCGGCUUCAACCCUGCCUCCAUCAACGAAAUCACAAAGAGGGCCCUUGGCGAGUCCAAGUCAGACACCCCCGACGCCCUCGAGCCCCUCCCCGAGUCUGCUCAAGCCAGCAUUCUCGAUUCAAGUCCCCAUGACAUCAACAAGUGGUACAGCUCUGGCCUGGGCCUCAUCGGCAAGAACAAGGUGGCCGUGGUUCUCAUGGCUGGCGGUCAGGGAACUCGCUUGGGCAGCUCGGCGCCCAAGGGUUGUUACGACAUUGGGCUGCCUUCCCACAAGAGCCUGUUCCAGAUCCAGGCCGAGAGGAUCCGCAAGAUCCAGGAGCUUGCUGCCAAGCAUAGCGGCGCCGCGUCUGUCGCCGUUCCCUGGUACGUCAUGACUAGCGGCCCAACCCGCAAGCCUACCGAGACCUUUUUCGAGGAGAACAAGUACUUUGGCCUAGAUGCUGCCAAUGUCAAGAUUUUCGAGCAAGGAGUCUUGCCCUGCAUUUCCAACGAGGGAAAGAUCCUCCUCGAGAGCAAGAGCAAGGUCGCUGUCGCCCCCGAUGGCAACGGCGGCAUCUACCGGGCCUUGGUUGUCUCUGGCGUUCUCGACGACAUGCGCAAGCGCGGCAUCGAGCACAUCCAUGCCUAUUGCGUCGACAACUGUCUCGUCAAGGUUGCCGACCCCGUCUUCAUUGGCUUCUCCUCCUCCCUCGACGUCGACAUUGCCACCAAGGUCGUUCGUAAGCGAGACGCUACCGAGUCUGUCGGCCUCAUCCUCUCCAAGAACGGCAAGCCCGACGUUGUCGAGUAUUCCGAGAUUGACAAGGCCACCUCUGAGGCAGAGGAUCCCAAGCACCCUGGCGUCCUCAAGUUCCGGGCUGCCAACAUUGUGAACCACUACUACUCUUUCUGCUUCCUCGAAUCCAUUCCUCAGUGGGCUCACAAGCUGCCCCACCACAUUGCUCGCAAGAAGAUUCCCUACGCAGACACUAAGUCUGGCGAACCCAUCAAGCCGGAGACUCCCAACGGCAUCAAGCUUGAGCAGUUUGUUUUUGACGUCUUCCCCAUGCUGUCUCUGGACAAGUUUGCAUGCAUGGAGGUUCGUCGCGAGGACGAGUUCUCGCCACUGAAGAAUGCCCGCGGCAAGGGCCAGGACGACCCCGACACCAGCAAGGCCGACAUCAUGGGCCAGGGCCAGCGAUGGGCGGCUGCGGCCGGAGCUACUGUCGUGGCUGAAGGUGGCAUUGAGAUUUCGCCUUUGAUCAGCUACGGUGGCGAAGGUCUCGAGAAGCUCAGCGGUACCACAAUUACUGCUCCGGCCGUUCUGGAGCGAGAAUAA
Molecule: messenger RNA, 1515 nt
Organism: Metarhizium album ARSEF 1941
Lineage: Eukaryota; Fungi; Ascomycota; Sordariomycetes; Hypocreales; Clavicipitaceae
Product: UDP-N-acetylglucosamine pyrophosphorylase
Exons: 2
Coding region: 1-1515 (504 amino acids)
Biological process (GO): UDP-N-acetylglucosamine biosynthetic process
Molecular function (GO): UDP-N-acetylglucosamine diphosphorylase activity
Source: RefSeq, a predicted model, not a curated record